CUCACACGGAUCACCAACCCCUGCCGCCGCCUCCUAUCCUCCGCCUCCGUCCCUACUUAAAUGAAGCGUCCGCACCACAGUUUCCACCAAAGUCCCCUGCCUGGCUGCUCCCUCCUCCAAGCUCCUACUCGCACGCACCACCAGGCAGCAACCCAGGCCAGCCACAGCCACCCCCUCUCGCGAGCGAUCCAGCCCGUUCCAUCGUCCAUGGAGGCGGAGGCGUUCCCGAUACGGUUCACGCGGGGCGUGCGCGCCUACUGGCGCCGGCGCAAGUACCACCGCCUGGUGGAGGCCGCGGACGGCGGCAAGGCCACGCGGCAGCUGGGCGCGCCGCGGCGCGGCGGCGGGUGGGGCGCCGUGCGGCGGCUGCGCGUGCGCGUGCGCGUGGCCCUGGCCGCGCCGCGGCGCGCGCUGGCGCGGGCGCGGGACGCGUACGUGGGCGCCAUGCUGGCGCUGGCCAGGCGGGCGUCCGCGCUCGCGCUGCCUGGCGGCGCCAGGCGCCCGAAGCAGCUGCCGGCGCCGCGGGGCGACGGCGCGCCCACCGAGUUCGAGCAGCGGCUCAUCCUCGAGAUCUACAAGUCCAUCGUCGCGUCCAAGGAGCUCACCACCAUGCUCCACGCCUCCGCCGCGCACCUGCCGCCGGCGGCGGCUGGCGCGCCGAUGCCCGCCAAGCACCUGCUCGACAUGUGAUGCGAGCUCGCCGGAGAAAGACAUGCACGCGCUGCUGCCCCGAUCGGAAGCGGAGCUGUGUACGCUCUUCCUCCCCUUAGCUCGUAGCGAGAGUGAGAAUCUGUGAGCGCCGUUAAUUAUGAUGUGCAUCCAGUAACACCGUCCUUGCCCUGUGAAUUAUAGACAGAAUUUAGAGCCGUCGCAUGGUUCCUCUCUGGGUGCAUGCGACCAAAGCUAGCCGCCCUGCUGCGAAAGACGCAGCGUGCAAAGUGUAAAUUCUAAAGAAAUUCCGCAGAGCAAAUCCGUGGUUUGGUUUUGUAUGUAUGGUUCAGAGAUCAUUCAGCAUCGUUUUUUUUAAGAAAGAAAGAUUAUUCAGCAA
Molecule: messenger RNA, 1048 nt
Organism: Panicum virgatum (switchgrass)
Lineage: Eukaryota; Viridiplantae; Streptophyta; Magnoliopsida; Poales; Poaceae
Exons: 1
Coding region: 61-690 (209 amino acids)
Source: RefSeq, a predicted model, not a curated record